UUGCCUGUCAGCUCUCAAUCAUUAUCAGUGAUUUAAUAAUAGAUCCAAUACAUGAUAUGAUAUGAGUUUUAACAUUUUAAACAAUGAAAAUGAUCAGCACGGAAUCCUGCUCAGAAAGCUGUGAUGUUUGAUCCAGGUCUUCACAAAAAUUUAAGAUGACUCUCUUAUAAUCAUCAGAGUGCAAAUCAAGCAUAAUUCUAAUUAAACAGCUUGUAAUCUGAGUUUCAUUGGCAGUAUCCUCAGUGGAAGUGCAUCUUCAUUUCUGAAGUAUGGAAACAGUUUCCCUUGAGAAGUGUGUGUGAAGGUGUGUAUGUGUGCAUUAGUAUCAAGAUCAAAGAAUGACAGUUUGCCUUUGUCAAAGUCCAGAUGAACUCUGUGUCGGGCCUGGACCUUAAUGUGCUCUGCUGUUUGAUCACAGUUCCCUUUAACUAGUUCAAACAGCUUCAGUUUCUCCCGUAAAGGCUUCAGGGAUUUCUGCAGCUCCUCUUUGUGAUCCUGUGCAGCUUCUUUUAUAGAGUGUUAUCUGAUCCACAUCUCAUCUCCACACUGAGAAGCUGAUCCUGCACAGCUCAGCGUCAGUCACAACAAAAAGGAGAUGCGUUGCCUGCUAACAACCCAGAGCCAGAACUUCUACCGAGAGCAGAUUCAGAAGGAGAUGUUGACCCGUUUAGCCUGGAAGAGCCGCUAUGCUAAGCUCUACCCGUCCAGCUACAAUCCCCGAAACAACAGCACAGAGCCAACACAGCUGCCACAGCUGGCUGCUGACCCCCGGGCUGUCCUGCCUCCUGUUACCAGGACAACUGAGAAGCAGAGCAACCUUCCUCCUUCUCGUUCUCAUCCUCCUCCUCAUCCUCCUCCUCCUCCUCCGCCUGUGGUCUCUUCGGAAGGGGAGGGCCAGCUCAGUGUGGCCCCCCUGAUGAGGCCAGUCUCUCCUGAGACCAGACACACUCUCUAUCAGGACUCCUCACAUAACGGGAAAGGGCGGAGUCUGUAUCUGCAGAGGCGCCGCCACAUCAGACCUGAGGAGAAGUUUGAUUUUCCCGUGCUCUCCUCCUGGGAGUACGGAUGGAGGCUGGGUGAUUACUCGCUGAAUUACAGAACUCCAUCCUGCACGAAGUCGUCAGUGGUGAAGAAUACGUUCUACGCCAGGAACGGUGUGUUUAGCAGCCCGUUGGCCAUCGACACACUGGGCUGAAGUUCUGCCUUCAGACACCAGGGGUCGCUCUCUAAUGAAACUGUAGAACAGCAAACUUAUAUGGCUUUUAUGUGACAGACACCAUUCAUGUUGGUUUUAAGACCAGCCCGUUUUCAUUUCCAGAGCGUCGAAUACCAACACCCAGGAAACCACAGAUCGUGUCCUGUGUGAAACCAAGUCACCCAUUUUUCAACGUAACGUUACACAAUUAUGUACGUUAUGUAAUUUCUUUUCUAAACCUAGCCACAACAUUAACCUUGUGUUACAAUGUGUUUCAGUUGUGCGUCACAUAGACCCGUUAAAAAGUUCCCUGUACAUCACUGCGAGACCCCAAGGAGUGUGACAAAGCCUCGGUAUUCGACCACCUGGGAAUGAGACCCGACAGCAGGUUGUUUAGGACACACACAGAUUUGGAUUUAAUGGCCAAACAAAUUCCAAAAUGUGCCCCAGCUCAUGUCAGUUUGGGGUUUGGGGGUAUUAUUAACCAUUUUUAGAUCAUGUGAAAUGGCACCUUUGGGAGUGAAUAUACAAUCUUAGCCAUUGGUAAUGCUUAAAUAAAACUUCCAUUAAAAUUGCUGGUUGUUUUUUUUUUUCAUUUUACCAGGCUUUCCAAUAUUUCUAAAGGUAAUUAUUGAGUGACUUGAUUUAAAAACUCUAGUGUCAGAUGUUAGACAUCAACAAGAAGAGCAACAAAUGGUCGGAUAGAACAAAUCUGUAAGACCAACACACAUAUACGAUGAGGUUAAAGGGGUAUGUCCAUCCAUGUUCCUUUUGGUAACAAUGAUCCUUUACUUCCUGUAACACUGUCUGUUUACCAU
This is a messenger RNA of Epinephelus moara (kelp grouper), 2013 nucleotides long. Its product is annotated as protein ATP6V1FNB. The record is from RefSeq and is a predicted model, not a curated record. The coding region runs from base 596 to 1195 and encodes 199 amino acids. The transcript has 6 exons. NCBI's taxonomy places the organism in Eukaryota, Metazoa, Chordata, Actinopteri, Perciformes, Serranidae.